UUUCCGGACAGUAACUCGGAAGCAGCUGCGCGCUGUAAAGCAAUAACAGCCAAUUAAUGCUUUUUAAAAAUUCCUUUGUAAAAUGUAAGCGGUAAAUCCUCGUGGACAUCACGUGACUUACUGUGCGUGGCAGUGCGCCAUACGCGUUGUUUUACGUCGAGUCAGGAAUACCUGUGGUUGUGGAAAAUGACACAAUCGAGCAAAGAAACCGAAAAAGGGAGGCAACGUUUUGAUAUUAAUUGAAAACGCUAUGAAAGGAAGAUAACAAGGUCCAAAGGGAAUCACAUUUCACAGAGACGCCCCUCCCUGUUUUUACUUUGGGCAUUUCUGCGUCGUCCCAACUGUUGCGCGGCAGCACCAGGGAGGUUUGCUGCCUCCAACAGGUGGAAGUGGCCGCAUGUUGGGUCUUUUCAAAGCGGCUGGCCCCUCCGUAACACCCACGUGUGCCUGGUGGCGGAGGCACUUUGUCUGCAAUUACGUGGCAGUGGAGACGACAUGAGACAGCGGCAUGCUUCCCUCUGGGGUCACCACUUUCCCAUAUCAACACAAGCGCCAGGUCACGCUCCCAGCUCCCCCCCUACCCCCACCCCGGGGCUCUUUCUCUCGCGGUCCAUUUCUCCACCUGCUCCCCGGAGGCACACUCAUUGUCCCCACGGCUAUAAACACUUCAUUGAGCUUGUGGCAGCCCUGCGCUCCCUCAAGCCCUUCCCAGCGCUCCCAUUGGCUCCGGGGACUGUGAGAAACUCCGACAGGACUCAGACUCACACAUUCAUAUGGAGAUGUGUGUGUAUAAAUACGGGACAGGAGCGGCGGAGACGGGGCAGCACAGACUCGACCCGGCUCUUCACGCUGAGCUGAAAGCGCUCCUCUUACUCUGCAGCGAUGGCGCCCACUGCUUACGGCCAAGCCAGCAAGGAGCACCUGACUCCCGCUCACAAGCUGAGAAAGCCGAUGGUGGAGAAAUUACGCAGAGACCGCAUCAACACCAGCAUCGAGCAGCUGAAAUCCCUGCUGGGUCCCGAGUUUCUCCGGCAGCAGCCGGACUCGAAGCAGGAGAAGGCCGACAUCUUGGAGAUGGCCGUGUCGUACCUGAGGAGCUGGCAGCAGCAGCAGCACCUGACCUCCGGCCCCAUGACGGCCAGGGACGGCUACUCCCGCUGCGUCCAGGAGGCCGUCGGCUUCCUGUCCCGCAGCGAGGUCCAGACUCAGGCUCACCGGCUGCUCCUCGGCCACUUCCAGGGCCUGCAGGCGUCCGGCAGGAACGGCCUCGGCCUCGGCAGCCCCUCUCCACCAGGCUCUCCCCUCCAUCGGGUCAGCUCCAACAAGGAGCUGGACCCGACCGGCGGCUCUCUGUGGAGACCCUGGUGAAACCUCCCAACAGAGAGAGAGAGAGAGAGAGAUCACUACGUCUGUGAACGUCAUGGACAGAAAAGUAAAAGACUCCCCUGGAGUCUAACUUCCUUCAACCUUGGGCACAAGUUUAACUGUGUAGUGAAAUUGUGCUGGUGUUCCCAUGGAAGGACUGAAAACAGUCGGGUUGUACUGAAUAUCCACACCAUGUGUGUUCGUUCCUUCAAAAGACUUACUCUGUGAUUAGUUGCUUCUCUGUUCCUGAGUGGAACGUUAAUGGAAAGCCAUUGCUGUGCCGUUUGAACCAUGUUGGUUUUAUUUUCUGUAAGUGUCUGAGACAUUUGCCGGAACAAUCUGUGUAUCGAUACUGAGUACCAGCGAUUUAUAUGUUUCAUCAUUUGCAGUUGAUGAAGUUUUAUCGAGCCAGUGGAUCCAUGUUUACUGUAAUCCUGUUGGGAUUGUAACACGUGUAUUUGUAACCAUUGUUUGGCUUUUAUUUGAAUGAGUGUAACUGGAAGUUCUGUUUCCUGUCUGUUUAUGACGUCCAUAAUAGAUGUUUCACAUCUUCUACUUGAUGCCUUUUACAAAGGUAUUUUAUUCUCGCUUCAGACUUUACUGAAACAAUCUCUCGUGUUGCUUCUGUGAGAAGUUUGCAUUUGAAAAUGUGAAAUAAAUCAACUUCUGAUGAAGUUUUAAACACAGAAA
Xiphophorus couchianus (Monterrey platyfish) is the source of this 2055-nucleotide messenger RNA. Its product is annotated as transcription factor HES-5-like. Gene Ontology annotation, molecular function: DNA binding; protein dimerization activity. The transcript has 3 exons. The coding region runs from base 883 to 1368 and encodes 161 amino acids. Lineage: Eukaryota; Metazoa; Chordata; Actinopteri; Cyprinodontiformes; Poeciliidae. The record is from RefSeq and is a predicted model, not a curated record. Gene Ontology annotation, biological process: regulation of DNA-templated transcription.